AUUGUGUAAGUGCGACUGCAGCUGGGCGCGCGGGCCGCGGAAGGGGGCGGCCGUCUCUCGCUCCCCAGGUUCCCGGAUGGUGACGGGUUCGCGGAGAGAGGCGGCAGGGGCAACCCCUCGGACCUCAUAGCGGCCCGCGCGCGCCGGUUUCCGGGGGCCCCCGCCCCCGGCGGCGCUGUAGGCGAGCCGUGGCGGUUCCCCAACGCCGUGUGCUGCGCCGCAGCUCAGCUGGCUCCUGAGUCCCGGAGCGCGCCGCUGCCGAGUGCCAGAGGCCAAUAAUCCGUUAUGGAGCAUGCCUUUACCCCGUUGGAGCCCCUGCUUUCCACUGGGAAUUUGAAGUACUGCCUUGUAAUUCUUAAUCAGCCUUUGGACAACUAUUUUCGUCAUCUUUGGAACAAAGCUCUUUUAAGAGCCUGUGCCGAUGGAGGUGCCAACCGCUUAUAUGAUAUCACCGAAGGAGAGAGAGAAAGCUUUUUGCCUGAAUUCAUCAAUGGAGACUUUGAUUCUAUUAGGCCUGAAGUCAGAGAAUACUAUGCUACUAAGGGAUGUGAGCUCAUUUCAACUCCUGAUCAAGACCACACUGACUUUACUAAGUGCCUUGAAAUGCUCCAAAAGAAGAUAGAAGAAAAAGACUUAAAGGUUGAUGUGAUCGUGACACUAGGAGGCCUUGCUGGGCGUUUUGACCAGAUUAUGGCAUCUGUGAAUACCUUGUUCCAAGCGACUCACAUCACUCCUUUUCCAAUUAUAAUAAUCCAAGAGGAAUCGCUGAUCUACCUGCUCCAACCAGGAAAGCACAGAUUGCAUGUAGACACUGGAAUGGAGGGUGAUUGGUGUGGCCUUAUUCCUGUUGGAAAGCCUUGUAUGCAGGUUACAACCACAGGCCUCAAGUGGAACCUCACAAAUGAUGUGCUUGCUUUUGGAACAUUAGUCAGUACUUCCAAUACCUACGACGGGUCUGGUGUUGUGACUGUGGAAACUGACCACCCACUCCUCUGGACCAUGGCCAUCAAAAACUAACCUGUCGACUGGCAUCCAUAAGUGUGCCUCUGCCUUAUCUCAUUUCUCAAUGGUUCAUUGCUCAACAAGAACGAUUCACCUGGGUUUGCAAGAAUCUAAACCUCUCUAGGGGAAGCCCACUGGGUUUAAAGAUGUUAGCGUUUAGAUAAUACAGGUAACAUUAUAAAUGACAGAUCUCAAUUUUAUAGUAGUGGGAAAGAUACAUGCUAAGAAAGCAAAUAAGCUCCAUUAUAUUUGGUUGGAACCUAAUGGGAAUCAUUCCACUAUACAAUUCAGUACUGAUUAUUCUUCUUAUGUUAUUAAUCAUUCCAUUUAUCCUAGAAAAUUGUUUUUAAUUUGAAGCAGAGAAAACUGUUGAGGUUCCUCUUGGAGUCUAGAACAUCCUUAAAUGUCUAACAACAAGGGCUACCUCUGAGUACCUUUUAGUAUUAGUUUUCUGUAUAUGAUAUAUCUUAUACUGAAAAAAAUUCCUUUCAGAUUGGGGUGGUAGAAGUGCACCAGGUCACUCUGACCUUAUUACUGUCUUUGGUAUUGUCUUUUUUAAAUAAAUCAAGAAUCAUUGACCUAAUUGUUAAAUUUAAAAAUAGGUAGUUAUAUAAGCAAUAGGUGAAAAGAGAAAUGAUGUGAAAGAUAAGUGAUGAUUCAUGGAGCCCUAUUCACACAUUAACCCCCAAAUUCAAAAGUAAGAAUGCAAAAGUCUAGAGGGGGUGACAGUCCUCAUCAUCAUCACAACCUAAAUGGAAAAAGCUGUGCAGAGGAAACUUAAGCAUAAAAAUUGAAUUCGUUUCUGACAUACCUUAGACUGAAAAACUGUUGGUUCAUCCAGAAGUAUAUUCGUAUUACCAGAAAAUGAGUUUGUCUGUGGGGAUACAUGAACUUCAUAUACUAAGGAGCGUAACUCCAAAGCCUGUGUUCUCAUCCCAGUCUGAUAUUCACCUAAGUUUCCGGACCCUUUUCCUUAGCUGUAAAAUGGAAGCGGUUGGACUGAUGGUGUCUGAGGUUCUUUCCCACACCGAAAUUCUAAAUAUUGACACUUAGCAGUCAUAGGGCUGAUAAUACACACAGUUACUGACUUAGCCUAAACAACCUGGUGCAUCGAAAUGUAUUCAUCUUUCUUUUGUAAAGAGACCAUCUUCUAUCUUCUUUCCACCUUUCUCUAUCUGUUUUAUGAAACCAACUGUUGACAUACAAACCAUGAUUGAAGGAGAUCCUGUCCAACAUGUUUUAUGUACACAAAUCCCUAUGUUGCUAUAAGAAAAGUGACAGUAACUGUUUUCUUCUUGGUGCUAUGACAGUGUGAGACUCAGGUUGUCUGUAGAGAAUGAAGGGAGCAGUGGCCCACGUGACUGUGGCAUUUAAGGAGCAGUGGCCCAUGUGACUGUGGCAUUUAAGGAGCAGUGGCCCACGUGACUGUAGCAUUUUCGGCACUUUUCAUUACUUUCUGCUUGACCGGAAGUUGAGGCUUAGCUAUGUUUCCAUCUUCAGUUUCUGAAGACUAGUUAUAUAGUCCUUACUAGAAAUAUAUUCAUAAUAUAUAAAAGAAAUAUAUCUAUGAUUUUAAAAUUUUGCUACCAAAGAAUGCAUGUUCUGUUUGCCCUAAAAAUGUUACCAGUGUUAAUAAAUGGAUACUUAUCAAAAAA
This is a messenger RNA of Symphalangus syndactylus (siamang), 2657 nucleotides long. It is a transcript of the gene TPK1, whose product is annotated as thiamin pyrophosphokinase 1. Lineage: Eukaryota; Metazoa; Chordata; Mammalia; Primates; Hylobatidae. The record is from RefSeq and is a predicted model, not a curated record. Gene Ontology annotation, molecular function: ATP binding; thiamine binding; thiamine diphosphokinase activity. Gene Ontology annotation, biological process: thiamine metabolic process; thiamine diphosphate biosynthetic process.